GAGCAUGAUAUUGAUCUCAAAGGCAUCUUCCACAAGUGGUUGGGACCCGAAACUCGUGAGCUCGAACUCAAGUCAAAGCAUCAGUUGCAGAUGAGUUAGACUAGCGUCUACAUAAAUCACGACAAGCACGGGGGAGACCGCAUCAUCCACAGAACUUGACUUACAGGACAGAGCACUGUAAAUUAAUGAUAAUCCACUAUUAAGAAGAGAUGCUGCACGAGCGAGUUGAGUACCUUUCCUGUUCCACAUUGUUCUGUCUUGUAGACCCGAUUAGGAACUUAAUCCGCUUUUGGUUGCGUUUGAAUAGUCAAUUAGCACGUGCUCGGGCUGGUUAAUUGGUCUCGAUGGACAAAGCGUCCUGGCGGUUGGAAACACGGAAAUCUUGUGAAAAAGCUCCGAAAUGGGUUUGCAUUUGGUCUGUGCUCGCGGUUUCUUCGGGCCUCGUGAUCGAUCCAGACACGAGGGCUCUUUUGGUGGUGAUCGAGGAUCGAUCUCCCGGUCGCCUUCCUUCGUAUCGAUCCUGGUAGGUCUGUCCGUGCGUUGGUGCUGUCCGUUCUUUCUUUCCUUAGGUUAGGAUCUUUUUCUGGACUGAGCAUUUUUCGACGUGUUUUCUGCUCACCUUUACUUUGACUUGAUUUGUGCGGACCGAGGAUUGGUCAUCUUCGCGUUUUGCCAGCACCUCGGGUACUUGACACGCCGUUCGGAUUGUGGCCUGGAACGAUACGUUUGGAUUCGUGAAGGUCGUCGUUGUUCAGGGUGAAAAGAAUUCGCAUGAAGUAGGUCGAGAGAAGAAGUGGGGGCGAGACAGGUUACACAGGAAGAAGACGCAUCCUCUUUGCCAAAGCUAAUUGUCAGUAAGCAAGAUGGCAAGGAUGCGGCCUGUGUUCUGUGGGAACUUUGAGUAUGAUGCACGCCAAUCCGAGAUCGAGAGGAUGUUCACGAAGUAUGGGAAGGUGGAACGUGUGGAUAUGAAAACAGGGUUUGCUUUUGUUUAUAUGGAAGACGAACGAGACGCCGAGGAUGCCAUCCGCGCUUUGGACAACACAGAGUUUGGAAGACAAAGACGGCGACUUUGUGUCGAAUGGGCUAAGCAAGGCGACGGCGCCAUUCGCCGGCGAGAGGAUGCUCGCAGAAGUAUCACAAAGCAGCGACCAACGAAAACUCUAUUUGUUGUAAACUUUGACCCCAUCCACACAAGAGUUCGUGACUUGGAACGACACUUCGAACCGUAUGGGAAGCUUCUUCGAGUGCAGAUACGCAAGAAUUUUGCAUUUGUACAGUAUGAAACACAGGAGGAGGCAACCAAAGCAUUGGAAUGCACAAAUAUGAGCAAGGUUAUGGAGCGAGUCAUAACCGUGGAGUACGCUGCUCGAGAAGACGGAGACCCGCCUACAAGUGUUGGUGGAACUAGUAAUGGAUUUGGUGGAGGCUCUCGGCGUAGUUCAAGUCCUGCAGGGCGAGGACGAGGAAGCAUUGGUGCAGGAGGAGGAGCAAGGAGUAGCCCUGACUAUGGACGAGCUCGCAGUCCCACCUAUGGACGAUACCGGAGUCGUUCACCACCUCGGCGCUACCGCAGUCGAUCACCUGACUACAGACCAUAUGCUGGAAGUCACCGUGAUGCCCGUGGUUAGCCAGCGGACAGUCAUUGAUCAAGAGAUCUUUUUGUACAACAACUUAGCUGCAUCUGGGAAAUGGAUAGCAAGAAAUUCAGUCACUCAGUUUAUGGGUUUGACAGCAAAGUAUUGCACGUGAAAAUCCAAAUGAUUUUUCGGCCCAGAGUUCGCUAAAAGAAUUUUGACUAGAUAAGAUGACUUUAUUGGGUGCUCAAUCCAUGUAGUCGGCAUCAGUCGCCCCCGAAUUAUUUUGAUAGGGUUAGAUGUAGUACGCAGUUUUGGUGGCCGAUCGAAUAAAGUCAGGCAUUUGUUGUAGUUCGCUACCGCUAACUACAGGAGUUUUUCGUCUUAGAGAAGAGUCUUAGUUCGACCUCUUAGCAGCGUAGCAAUUCUGGAGCCCAUCUGUGAAGUAUAGAGCUGGAUCAUUAGUAGUAAGAUUGAAAUAUUACUAGAGACGACGACUGUGUCCGGACCAAGAAUGUAUUUUAACAUGAAAUUGUCGAGUUGGACAAACCUUCGACGCUUUCACUAGCUUAAUGGCUUGCCUUCCAAGAGUACUCCU
Marchantia polymorpha subsp. ruderalis is the source of this 2175-nucleotide messenger RNA. Lineage: Eukaryota; Viridiplantae; Streptophyta; Marchantiopsida; Marchantiales; Marchantiaceae. The record is from the annotation of a GenBank genome assembly.